AUGGACAUGGACGGUCGCGACCGCUCAAAAAGCAAGACAUUGCAACCUCCAACCUCCGAUUAUCUGGAUCUCAUCUCUAACUUGGCCUCUCCCAAAACUUUUCUCUUCCAUCCUCCGCGCUCCACCUCUCAUUCGCAUCCAACUCCUGCUGCGCAGAGUACCACCGUCGCGCCAUCAACCACCAUGGACAAGCAGCAACCCAGCUCCUUCCAGCAGCUGGAAAAGCUCGGAGAAGGCACCUAUGCCACUGUCUUCAAAGGACGCAACCGCCAAACAGGUGAGCUGGUUGCCCUGAAAGAGAUCCACCUCGAUUCCGAAGAGGGAACACCAUCCACCGCCAUCCGAGAAAUAUCGUUGAUGAAGGAGCUGAAGCACGAAAGCAUCGUCUCGCUCUAUGAUGUGAUUCACACGGAGAACAAACUCAUGCUCGUCUUUGAGUACAUGGACAAGGAUCUGAAGAAGUAUAUGGAUACCCGCGCCGACCGCGGCCAGUUGGACCAAGCCACAAUCAAAUCAUUCAUGCACCAGCUGCUCAAGGGCAUUGCGUUUUGCCACGAGAACCGCGUCCUCCACCGCGAUCUGAAGCCUCAAAAUCUCCUGAUCAAUAAAAAGGGACAACUCAAACUUGGAGAUUUUGGUCUCGCCCGUGCCUUUGGUAUCCCCGUCAACACUUUCUCCAAUGAAGUCGUGACCUUGUGGUACCGUGCCCCGGAUGUACUUCUGGGCAGCCGCACAUAUAACACGAGCAUCGACAUCUGGUCUGCUGGAUGUAUCAUGGCGGAACUCUACACCGGCCGUCCUCUAUUCCCCGGCACCACCAACGAAGACCAGCUUAUCAAGAUCUUCCGUCUCAUGGGCACCCCUUCGGAACGCUCAUGGCCCGGCAUCUCCCAGCUCCCGGAGUACAAGCCAAACUUCCACGUCUAUGCCACGCAGGACCUCAGUCUCAUUCUCCCCCAAAUCGACCCCCUAGGUCUGGAUCUUUUGAGCCGGAUGCUGCAGCUACGACCGGAGAUGCGGAUCAGUGCCCAAGACGCACUGGUACACCCCUGGUUCCGCGAUCUUCCGCAAUUGCAGGCCCAGUUGCAGCAACAGCAGCAGCAACAACAAAUGGCGGGGGCGUAUGGCGGCAUGGCUCCCCAACAGCAAGCAUACUGA
Molecule: messenger RNA, 1158 nt
Organism: Aspergillus luchuensis
Lineage: Eukaryota; Fungi; Ascomycota; Eurotiomycetes; Eurotiales; Aspergillaceae
Product: cyclin-dependent serine/threonine-protein kinase phoA
Exons: 3
Coding region: 1-1158 (385 amino acids)
Biological process (GO): protein phosphorylation
Cellular component (GO): nucleus; cytoplasm
Molecular function (GO): ATP binding; cyclin-dependent protein serine/threonine kinase activity
Source: RefSeq, a predicted model, not a curated record